AAAAAUGAACAACUUUUAUAAUCCUCUCCAAGCUACCUCUACGAAUCAACCAUCUCAGACAACUACUUCAAAUCCAUACGGAAAUUAUGGUACCAAUACAACAACAACAACUACACCUACUACUUCAGGUGGUAUGAUGAUGGGAGGUUCUAGUGUUGGAGGAUUUUCCUCUCCAUCCACUCCAACAACAGGCUACGGUUUUUAUAAUCCUGUUUCUUCUUCAUCUUCUUAUCAACCAUCGACAGGAACAAGUAGUGGUUUUUAUGAUCCGAGUUCUACCAUUCCAACAACAACAAAUACAUUUGGAUCAAGCCUUCCACCUCCUCCAACCGGAAACAGCUUUUUCAAUCCUACUACUUCUGCUUUAUCAAAGCCAGUUGGUCCACCACCAACAGAACUUAAAUUUGGAGAGAAUGUACAUGGUGCAGUAGGACAAUCUCAUCACCAACCACCAACUACAGGUGUUGUUCAACCUCCACCUCCAAGUGUUGGAAUUUCAGGAUCUGCUCUUCAAGGAUCAAGUGUUCAAUCUGAAUCAGCCUUUGAACAAGGACAUAAUUUCAUGGUUCAAGAUGUUAUUUCUCACAUGGGAACACUAACUUUAAAUCAACAACAAAACCAACAACCUUUUGUUCAAAUUGUACCUCCAAAUAAUAUGCCUCAACCAAAGGAUGCUGCCGAGUUACUUACCUCUCAUGUUUCUGGACAACCUGAUGUUGCUCCUCUCUAUCAAGCACAUUAUAAUCUUUUCAGAGAAAAAUAUGGAUCCACUGAAAAUAGACCAGCAAGUGAAGUUUUUAAAUUCCUGCAAAGUGAUGAAAACACAAUGAAAAUGAGUUGUAAUGCUGUUCCACAAAGUUUAGAACUUUUGAACAGAUAUGGCUUACCAUUUGGUUGUGUUUUAAAUCCAUUCUAUCAAAAGGAAGUACCAACCAUUGGAGGAAACUUUAUUGUUCGUUGUAACAAUUGUAGAACUUAUAUCAAUCCAUUUGUUCAAUUUAUCGAAUACGGAAACAAGUGGCAAUGUAACGUUUGUAAGAAUAUCAAUGAAGUUCCAAAGAGAUACUAUAGCCCAACUGAUAAUAAUGGUGUUAGACAAGACUUUUUCGAGAGACCUGAACUUGUCAAUGGUGUUUAUGAAUAUUUGGCACCACAAGAAUACAUGUCUCGUCCACCUCAACCACCAGCAUACUUAUUCUUGAUUGAUACCAGUUUCCAUAGUAUUAAUGGAGGACUUUUCCAAAGUGCUGUUAAGGCUAUCAAGAAUUGUUUGAAGGAAUUGAAAGAAAAAUCACCAAGAACCAUGGUUGGAAUUCUCUGUUUUGAUACCAAGAUUCACUUUUUCAAUUUGAGACCAACACUCUCAAAUCCUCAGCAAUUAGUUGUUGGUGAAUUGAAUGAAUCUCUCUUACCACUUCCUAACGAUUUGCUCGUCAACUUGGAAGAAAGCUAUCAUUUAGUUGAAAUUUUAUUGGACAAAUUGGAAUUGAUGUUUAAGGGAUCAACCAAUGCUGAAUGUUGUUUGGGAUCUGCUUUGAAUGCUGCUGGUAGAUUGAUCGGUAGAUUUGGAGGAAAGGUUUCCAUCUUCCUUUCUCAAUUGCCAACUAUUGGACCAAACAAACUCACCAAUCGUGAAAAUUUGAACGAUUACGGUAAUGAAAAGGCUGAAGCCAAAUUACUCCAACCAGCUGAUCAAAGCUAUAGAGAUUUUGCUCUCCUCUUCAAUAAGGAUCAAAUUUGUAUUGACUUGUAUUGUUAUUCAAUUCCAGAAUCACGUAACUCCUUCUUGGACAUUUCCACCAUUUCCAAUCUUUCUAAAUUUACUGGUGGUUGGUGUAAAUUGUACGAAUAUCCAGAUCAAUUAUCUCAUCAAUUGGCUUCUGAUUUGAAACAAAAUAUCAUUGAAGAAAUUACAGGAUUUGAAAGUGUUAUGAGAAUUAGAGUGAGCAGUGGUAUGAAGAUUGUUAACUUCUUUGGUAACUUCUUCAUUAGAGGUCACGACUUGAUGGCUUUACCAAACAUUUCUGGUACUCAAACUUUUGGUUUCCAAAUGGUUCACACUGGUGCAAUGCUUUCUACUCCUAAUGUCAGCGUUCAAGUUGCUGUAUUGUACACUUCUGAUCAAGGUCAAAGAAAGAUUCGUGUUUGUAACCUUCUUCUUCCAAUUACUACUUCAUUGUCUGUUCUCUAUAAUAGUACUCAAACUACUUGUUUAACUAAUUUGAUGGGUAAGAUUUUGGCUGCAGAUUUACCAAAGGAAGGUAUUACCAAUUCCAAGAACAUUCUCAUUGAUAAGUGGCUUAAGGGAGCUGUUGCUGGAUAUAAGACUGUUGCCAAUGUUGGAAGUAUGGGAAUUGUCAUGCCUACAGCUCUUCAAUACUUACCUCUUUUCAUUUGUGGACUUUCAAAGUCUGCCAUGCUUAUUGGUGGUAAGGAAGUUAGAGCUGAUGGUAGAAGUGCUGCUUCUUUAUUCUUCUCAUCAUGUUCUAUUCAACAAUCUACAUUGAUGGUUCACCCACUCAUGAUUAAUGUUUCACAAUUACUUGCUGAAGAAUCGGCCGAACAAGAAAAUGAUAAGCCAAAGGUUCUCAAAUUAGAACCUCUCUCCAGAAAGCUCAUUAAUCCAGACGAUGGUGUUUACUUGCUCUGUGAUGGUGUUGCUAUCUACAUUUGGUUAGGUAAGAAGCAAUGGGAUGGUGAUAGAGAAAAGUUCUUUGACUUGAUUCAUGAUUUGAACUUUAACAAAUUCUCUUUACAAGAAGAACCAAGCGAAGUGCCAUACUCUGAUGAUGCUCUCCUUACCAAAGUUUUUGAUUUGUGCGAACUUUUCAGAGUUCAACUCAAGUCAGAAAUGCCAGUCAGAAUUGCCAAUGCUAUUAAUGAAACUUCAAACAAUGAAAAAUUCAAGAAGGUACUUUUCAAUGAUUUCCACAGAACAUUCUUGAAGAAAUUGACGGAAGACAAGACUUUGCCUGUUACCAUGUCUUAUGCUGAUAUAAUUUCUUAUGUGAGCAAAUAAAUUUUGAAUUUUAUGUAAUUCUCUUU
Molecule: messenger RNA, 3045 nt
Organism: Naegleria gruberi
Lineage: Eukaryota; Heterolobosea; Eutetramitea; Acrasida; Naegleriidae
Exons: 1
Coding region: 5-3019 (1004 amino acids)
Biological process (GO): intracellular protein transport; endoplasmic reticulum to Golgi vesicle-mediated transport; COPII-coated vesicle cargo loading
Cellular component (GO): endoplasmic reticulum exit site; COPII vesicle coat
Molecular function (GO): SNARE binding; zinc ion binding
Source: RefSeq, a predicted model, not a curated record